Molecule: messenger RNA, 2566 nt
Organism: Drosophila ficusphila
Lineage: Eukaryota; Metazoa; Arthropoda; Insecta; Diptera; Drosophilidae
Product: myb-like protein AA
Exons: 1
Coding region: 26-1000 (324 amino acids)
Source: RefSeq, a predicted model, not a curated record
UAUUAAAUAAAAAGCACAGAAAACGAUGGGUACCCCUCAUGUCUGCUUCGCCGAUGAGCAGGAGCAGUUGCAACACAAGACCGCCAGCAAUGGCAGCCUGAACAACAACAACAACAGCAGCAGUGGCAGCGGCAGCCAGUCCAAAUUGGAGGUGGGCUCGUACAACAACAGCACAUCGCCGGGCGGAAGCCUGAGCGUUUCGCCGACGCCCCGCUACGAACGCAAUCUGGGCUUCUUUCGGCAGCUGAGCCGCCGCUUCGGCCUGAGGUCGCAGGAUGACCUAGUUCAGUCGGAUGACGCAGCCAGUGUUGCAACAUCAAGAGGCAGCGGCGGCGGCGGUGGAGCAUCGGGGGUGGUCACGCUCCAAGAGGAGGACGCGCACAGUUCAUCGACCGACUCGUGCUCCUCGGGGCGUGGCCUCAACGCUCACCAGUCGCGACUGGAGCUAAUGUCCAUGUCGUGCGCCUCCAGCGAGACGAGCAGCACCCUGGACAUCGAGGAGCAGCAGGAACAGCUGCAGCAACAACAACAGCAAUUGCAACAGCAGUCCGUGCAAUCGAAGAAGAAGCCGAUCAAUCGGGCCAGUUUCUCGCGUCUCCAUCGACGCUCCACAUCCUCGUUGCGUCGCGCCUUCGAGAGCCUCUCGCUCACCUCGCGUUCGCUGUCCUGCAGCGGUCCCUCCCCCCCGCCGCCUCCACCACCCUCGAACGGCAGCGGACAGCCAGCAGCUGCAUUGCCCCUGAAGUCGGCUCUCAAAUCCGCCUCGAAUGCCGAGCUGCACAGGCAGCAGCAGCACCUUCAUCAGCAUCAGCAUCAACAUCAACUGUCGGGCAGGUCAUCAUCGUCGUCCUGCAGUUCAGUGUCCAAAGGCAAGGUGAAGCCGCCGCCGCAGCGGAUCCUGCGGCAGCCCGUCUCCUACACAUAUCUCAAGGGCAUGUCCGGUCUGCCGACGCAGCGGGUGCCGCGCAGCUCCGUCUGCUGCCAGUAUGCCAGGCGCUAAGGACCCAAGACAGCCAGGAUAACAAGGCAGUAAGAGAACUAAGAGAAGUAUCAGGAACCACUAAUCAGCAUAAUAAGCAAUCAUCUUAAAAUUGUUGUUUUGAUCACACAGAUUCUUUUUUUUUGAAUUUGAAUUGAAUGGUAACAUUAAACGGAACCGAAUUAUUAUUUUUUUUUUAUUGAAGAUGUAUGUAUAUAUUAUUUAACAUUUUAAUUUUCAAAAAUCGUUUUAAAUCCUGUUAAUUGAAAUGUUCUUCUUGAACAAUACCAAUUCCUUCCUUACUCUCGUGAAAAUUUUUAGUAAAAGUUAACUCAUUUUAAUCUACAUUUCUAUUAAAAUUUAUUAAAUUUAAACCAAGUACCAACCCUUGAAUAAUAAUUCAAAAGGUUUUUAAUUUGUUCCUUACUUUUUUGGAUAUAGUAGUAAAAAGAAAAUUAUAUUUUAAGUCCUCAACACUUCUUAGAUAAGUCGUAUAAAAAACCUAAAAGGAAACAAAAUUAUUUCUCACCAAAGGCGCUUAAAAUUUUUUCAUCGUCCAUUUAAAUUCCCCGCUCCCUGAAAUUCAUUUCAAAAUCUGUGAUACAACAAUCGUAAACCUUUCCCUGCCCUCCCAUUAAAACCCUCCCAUCCAAGUCCAUCAUAUCCGAAAGUCUUCAAAACAACAUCGGCAGAAUUGGUAAUGAUCUAACAAACUUACAUGAUAAAUUUUAUAAAAAUUUGAAUAACUUUUGCACUUAAUAUAUAUAUAAUUAAAUCGUAGAUGCGUAGAAUUUGUCAGACAUAGAGCCUAUAUACACACAUUUGUCACCGCUUUGACGCUAGAUCAAGAUCAUUCCACGCAUACCAAAGACUGUAAACGCGAAGAAAAUUGAAAAUUGAGAUGAAAUUAAGAUGUUUGAUUCAAUCGAUUGGAAAAGUCACAAUAGAUUUCCUUUUUGUAUAAAUUAUUAUACAAUUCGUGCCUUUAUCAAAAAGUCAAAGCAAACAAAGAUUCACAUAAUAAACAUUAGUUCCAAGAAAAACCACUUAAUAAGUAUAUAUGAUAAGUUUAAGUAAAUUUCCUUUUUAAAUGUUAAAUGGGAUCAAAAUUUGUCAGGCAUUUAUGUAUGUUUCGCAGUCCUAACAGAAUCAGCCAAAAACUCUCCUAAGAUAAUUAAAUUAAAUUAUUUACUUUAAGAACUUCUAUUCAAAUACAAAUAAUUUGCCAAAGAGAUUAACCACAUUCCGAAGAUAUAAUAAGCCCAGCACUCAAGUAAGUAGAGUUCAGAAGUAGAUGAUAUAUAUAGCAAAUCUAAAAAGCCGCGAAACUGACUUAAAAAGUAUUCAACAUAUACAUUACUUUAGCCGUUAUACACAUUUACAGUUUAUAGAGAAAAUAUUAAAUAUGAAAUGCAAACCAAGGCCUAACUAUAUAUAAAUGCAAACGCAUUGAAUCGCAAGCCAAAGCAAUAAAAGUUGAAGGAUUAUACAGAACAAUAUCAGCAUCAAUAUACACGUAUAUACAGCAGCAUCUACUUAUUAAUAACUAUUUACCUAAGCAGCAGCAAAAGCAGCCAAAAAUUGUAA